AUGUACCAUUCGCGUGUCAUGUUUGAAGACAGCGGUUAUUUAGAUCGCUAUUUUCACACCUGUGAUGGAGACAGUCCCCUUAUCGUGCAGUUGUGCGGGAAUGAUCCCGAGUUUUUACAGAAAGCCGCACUCAAAUUUGAGGGCAAAUGCAUGGCAGUGGAUCUCAAUCUGGGAUGUCCCCAAGGAAUAGCGAGGAAAGGAAAGUACGGCUCGUACCUCCUUCCCAACUACAAUUUAGUUGAGCAGAUUGCCAAAGCAUUAGGGGGUGAGGAGGUGCAGUUCCCUUUCACGGUGAAAAUUCGCCUGCUCCCAUCGCUAGAAGACACAAUCAAGCUUUGUAAAAUGCUAGAGAGAGAAGGAGCACAGAUGAUUACUAUUCACGGAAGAACACGGGAGCAAAACAAAGAUCGCACGGGAGCCUGCGACUGGCAGGCCAUCGCCACCAUCCGCAAGGAGCUCUCCAUUCCGGUGUUUGCGAACGGAGGCAUUUGCAGCCUUGAGGAUGUGACGAAAUGCAUCGAGGAAACAGGCGUUUGCGGCGUGAUGGUGGGCGAAGCGAUUUUAGAAAAUCCCGCCUUCUUCGUGAAUGGAAUCGACCCAGCCGACGGCCAUCUUCUUACGGUCGUACGUGUUUGUUGGAGAGUCGAGAUUAGGAUGAGAUAUGUUACGAGUACUUAG
This is a messenger RNA of Blastocystis hominis, 678 nucleotides long. RefSeq lists its product as hypothetical. Bases 1 to 678 code for a protein of 225 amino acids. The transcript has 3 exons. The record is from RefSeq and is a predicted model, not a curated record. Gene Ontology annotation, biological process: tRNA processing. Gene Ontology annotation, molecular function: flavin adenine dinucleotide binding; tRNA dihydrouridine synthase activity. Lineage: Eukaryota; Bigyra; Opalinata; Blastocystidae.